Molecule: messenger RNA, 10904 nt
Organism: Caenorhabditis auriculariae
Lineage: Eukaryota; Metazoa; Nematoda; Chromadorea; Rhabditida; Rhabditidae
Source: the annotation of a GenBank genome assembly
AUGACGGUGUGCCGUGCAGCGCAAGCUCCACCUCUACGGACUCGUAUCGGCAGCCGUGACUCGACAUUUUCGUGUCGUUUAGACCGUUUCCUCGCUCAUUCUAAUGUGAUGAGUCAAGCCGAGCCGUCCGGAGCGGCCAAGAAAAUCUCCUUUGUGUGAUUUUGAUGCCACUCUUCAAUUUUACAAUUGCUGAUGAAUUUGCUAGUUUUUGGAGAGCGGGAAAAGAGAGAAGAAGUAUAAUUAAUUGAAUCAAAAAGCUAAACUUGAGCGGUAUGAAUGUUUUCAUAGUCUUCUCUGGAUCAAAUCUGACAAAGUUACUUUUAGAGCAAUUUCGCUUUCAUACUCUUGUGGCUAUGGUAAGUUCUCUAACCAGGGAACGUUUUUUUACCUCCCGGUUGAACUUUUGCUGAAACUUUGCUGAAGUGUACUUUAGGACCUUCUGAUUGCAUAUUAAGAAAAAAAUUUCUCGCAAUAGACCUUGUUUCCGAGUUAUGGAGCAUCAAAGUGUGCAAAAUACGCAAAUUAGACCAAAAAGCGCUAUUUCGGGCUUCAGCAAAGUUUCAGCAAUAGUUAAACCGGGGGGUGAAAAACGUUCCCUAGAAAGGGAUUAGAUAGAGAAGUUUGGGAGGUACUGAAAUGGGAUCAAAUAUUCUCUGAAGACCGAGAUACACACUACAGUAACUCGUGGUGAGCGCGAGUUUGAACUGUAGCGAGGAAGAGGUGAUUUGGAAGGCGUUUCUCUUUUUUCGAAUCAACCUGUGAUUAAAACCCGUAGGUUGAGUAUAACUGCGAUAUGGAUGCGGUAGUGAGGUUUGUGGGGAAGAUUACUGGACAAGGGCCAGAUAUUACAAUAUUUUUCAAGUCCAGUUGAAAGUUGUUAUUUGAAGAAGGUCAUCGUUUGGAGUGCGAUGUGAAGAAAAUCAAUUUAAAAAAAAUGUGCCGUGCAGCGCGAAUCCCGAAUCUACAGACACACGACGGCAGCCGUGACUCGACAUUUUCGUGUCGUGAGAGAUUGUUUCCUUGCUUAUUUUAAUGUGAUGAGUCAAGCCGAGCCGUCCGGAGCGGGCAAGAAAAUCACUUCUGUGUGAUUUCGAUAUCACAAUAAAUAAAUUUUAGUAUGGCUGAUAAAUAUCAGAGUCUGGAGAGCGGGAAAUGAGAGAAGAAGUAUAAUUAAUUGAAUUAAAGAGCUCAACUCGAGAGUGUUAACUGCCCUUGAUAGAAGUCAACUGAAUGAUUAAUGGAUACUAUUUGACAAGGCGACUUUUGAGGAACCCCGCUUUUUUCUCAACUCCUCUGAGGCUAUGGUGAUUUUAUCAAGAAAGCAGGUCUUUAAGGCCUGAAGUUUGAAGCUUCUCAAGUUUUAACGAAGUCUUUUUAAGUAUUCAGAUUCAGACUAGUGACAGUCUUCACAUGCGCAAAUUUCAAAGUUUAGCCAGAAAAAGGUAAUUUCAAGAGCGUUUCCCUUUUUUUGUAUCAAACUGUGAUUUGAAAGUCGGAGGUUGAGCAUGAUUCGAUAGUGAGGUUUGUUGGAAAGAUGUACAAAUGCCAAAUAUAUCAAUUUUUUUUUCGAGUCCGGACGAAAGUUGUAAUUUAAGAAAGUUUGUAUUAAAAAAUUCAUAAAAAAAGAGAAGCGUAGUGGAGACCGGGAAGCCGAGAGAAUGAAAAUAUGCCGUGCGGCGCAAACUCCGCCUCUACAGACACACGACGGCAGCCCCAUGACACGACCUUUUCGCGUCGUUUAGACCGUUUUCUCGCAUAUUCUGCGAUGAGUCAAGUCGAGCCGUGCAGAUCGGCCAGGAAAGUCGAACUGUACAUUUUUGUUGGUUUACGUAAUUGUCCCAUUCAAAAUGACUAAUAGAGCUACCAACUGUGAAAAACUUUGGUAAAAAUGUUCAUGGAAGGCCAUCCGAUUUUCCAAAGAUACUUGCUUAUUCCAAUGCCAUGAAAAGUCUUUUGUCUAGAUUGAGCGAAUAAACUCAAAGUCAAUGUCAAUUUUCGAAGUUUCGAAAGUUGGAGACUAUCGCCUGAGAUGAGGCCAUGCACGUUAUUGAUUAAUGAUACAAAACAUGCAAAAACCGCCACGAGUCGCUCGCACGGCUUUUGAGGGGCAUAUAGUUUUUUUUCCCACGAUUUUCGGAUGUAAGCCCUUUUUGCGGUGUUCUGUGUUUGGCGGCUCAUAGACAAGGGCCCUAUAUUGCGCAAUUUCUGUUUCACACUGAAAAUUCCACGAACAAACGCAACAAAAAGAGCCAGCUCCAAGGAGAUCCAUAUAUUUUUCUUUAUUUCUAAGUGCGGUUCAAUAACCGAUGAAAGGACAUUAAAAAUUCUGAAGGCACCACGAUUUGCAGUUUUUAAGAUGUGAUUUUCCGAGGUCGUGUUCAGCUUGAAAUCGAGAAUCGAGAGAGAUCGAAAUUAUCUUAACUUCCUUCUAAUUCUGAAAAACCGCAUCUCCAAAACUGACAACUCAUGCAGACCCUCGGAACUACCGCCUCAUAAGAUGAAAUUCAAAAAACGGAAAAAAAAAUUUCUCACUCUGAGGUGGCUCAGUUUUAUUGUUAGAUUCCCUUCAACACUACUCUUUUUCUAACAUUUUCGAUGAAUCAAGAAAUAUGGGGAAAAAUUGAAGUAGAAGAGCAAAGGUGAAUGACCGAGAAUUUGGAAACUUCAGUGUGUCGUUACGAAGGAAGAAAAAGUAUAAAUUGAACGAGAUCGUUGAUAAUUUUCUUCCGACUAUUCAGUUUACAAGAGCAUCGAGAAAAAGUCAAAAAAUAAAUCCGUAGAGCUCUCAGAUUCAAACGUCAGAAAGAAAAGUUCGAGGAGAGAUCACAUCAGACUUGAUGCGUUUCGAGCGCGAAUUUUGAAUAUCCGACAGUCACUUUUUUUUACCGACGCGAGGAUCGCAAAAAAAAACUUCGGUUUGAAAUGCGCCUCGGAAGAAGGGGGGAAGAAGGUGCCAGCCGGCGGAAAAAUUGUCUCAGGUGCCGUACAAGCAAACAAAGGAAGGAUAAAGUGAAAAUUCAAAUCCAACAUUCGAGAAACUCACAUGCAAACUUGGUUUUUUCGACGGAAAUCGACGAAAGCGAGCAUUUUUUUCUCAAACCAUAUCAGAUUAUCCCUGUGAAUGUGACGAAUGCUAUAUUGCAUCGAAGGAAAAUAUUGGGCUUAUUUAGUGGAAUUUUCGAAAUCGUACAAUGUCGAGGAAAAGCCUUUUCAAUAAUAAAAACUCUAAAAAUGUUUUGUUGGAGAGCCGAUUAAUAAUAAGAGCUUCUACUUUCCAGCAUUUUGAAAAUCUUCUCAUCCUUUUUUUUGCUAAGUUUUCCAUGAUAAGGUAGCCUUGAAAUCGGCAGAUCUUUUGAAAAAUUCCGCUUUCGAGGAUAUAUCACAAAACAGCCGAACAACUUUUUCUUAGCAUCUUGAGAAAAAGAAAAAUUUUUGCUCUUAGGUCUCAUUCUAGUAUUUUUGAGUGUCAUGAGGCCAUUAAAGGUAAUUUUUCCCACUUUUUCAUCCUCACGCAGGUCAUAAAAUUCAUUCUGAUGAAAGUUUCCAAAAACCGAAGAAAAGAGAAAACUUAAAUUAAAUGAUUAUUUCCCAUUCUUUAGUCUGAACAAACAUUUUUAAAGUUAGGAGUUCGGAAUUUACUCUCCUUUGUUGAAAAUCAGCUUUCUGAUAUCAAAAAUGUUUGAAGUGAGUUAAGAUAUUCAGCCAAAAACAAAGAAAAAGAAAAAAUUUCUCAUUGACUAUGACAACCAAGCAAAUCGAACUGCAAUAAAUAAGGAAGAACCGCAAUUUCGACCAGGUUUCGAUGAGAAACUAAUAUUUUUCUCGCGUUGAGCGUUUGAGUUGGGAAACAUUUGAAAACACAAUUAAAAUCAACUUUAUUGCUUUUUGCUUCGAAAAUUUUUACUUCUUUAUUUUGAGACGUUGACAACCCUAUUCCAUUUCGAGUUAUUUGGGGAAUUUUUUUUUUCAUUUUAAGAGUGAUUUUGAAAAUUCAAUAAUUGGCAGGAAUUCUCAUGGAAUAGGUAAAAACUAAUAUUAUCGUAAAAAUAGGCAGAAACGCUUUUUUUGGCUAGCAGCUUCCAAAUUGGUCAUGAUCUACGAUUUUUGAGCUCACUUCCUUGUUUUCUACAGUAGUUUCCAAUAUUAAUCACAAUCUUCUAUAAAAACAAUUCGCCUGAAUUCCCAAAACUUGAACUUUAACGCUCUUCUUAUCAGUUUGAAAUUUCUUGAUCAGUGAUCUUGCCAAUUACUUUCUUAUUCCCCGCAAUAUAUUUCAUGAUUCAUCACUGGCUUCAUUAAAAAAACUUCCGCUUGAAUUCAUAAAUCUCGGACUUUCUUCAAACCAUCGAAAGGUUCCUUUUUAACGCUUCGCUUAACCCGUUUCCAGUUACAGUUUCUCAUUAUUCUCACGUUUGAAAAACAUGUUUUCACUUUACUUUUCAACCUACCUAAAUGUCAAGAAAUAAGCUUGAAAUUAGUUUUUGAAGAGGUUCCGCUUCAAAAAGUGUUAUGGAAAUUUAAGGCAGCAAAGAUUUUUUGAACUUAUAGUGAAUAAUAACUAUGAAUCAAAGGAAUAUUUUUGCUUUCUAUUUGGAAACGAUAAAUUUUUAAAAAAAUGUUUGGUCGCACAGGGAUUGGCCAAAAGCAUACUUCUCUCGUGAAAAAAAUUAGUUAUUAAUUAAUCCACCUACCUCCGGUGAUUUUGCAGUUUCACAGAGUCAUUAAGACUACUCAUCCGAAUAUUUUCUCACAAGCUCAUUACAAGUGCCCACAUUUGAAUCUUCCACUAAUUGUAUUAAGAGCACUUUCAACUAUUUUUAAACUUCGCGUCAUAAAUAAGGCCUCGAAUGACAAGUUUUCGAAUGUUUUCAAAAAAUAAAUUCGAUGGAGAAAGGUUUCUUACAAAGUUUGAAUUUGAAAAAAUUAUGCAGAGCUCGGCCAGGCCUCACCUGUCCUUCAAAUCAUUGCAUCAAGCAGUCGUCGCCAUGUUUCACUAUUCAAGCUCUUUUUCAAUGUGAAACAAACGUGAAGAUCCACUCAAAAGUUAGUUUGGAUGAAUAUAAUCCGAAAUUUUCAAUUUUUUCCAGUUUGACGUCAUUUGGGUAGCAACAGAAGUGGAAACUGCUCCAAAGCUGCAAAGGUCCAUCCAAAAGUGAGCUCGGCCCACCAGAUAAUAUUUAUAUUUAAUGAUCUCUUCCUUUCAGUUCGACAUCAAUGGAAAAAGAAAGACAAAUGAAACAAGAGACUUGGUUGGAAUACCCAAGUUUCACCGUUUCCAACCCAUCGAUAAGGAACGACAUGGAGCUCCACCCAAAGGUGAGUUCGGAUCGAUAAACCUCAAAAUGUGACAGUUUCUUUCAGUUUGAGAUUGUUCGAGUGGCGGGUGAGGAGGACUGCUGUUUCAAAGCGGCGAAGGUCCAUCCAAAAGUGAGCUCGGCCCACUAGAUAAUAUUUAUAUUUAAUGAUCUCUUCCUUUCAGUUCGACAUCAAUGGAAAAAGAAAGACAAAUGAAACAAGAGACUUGGUUGGAAUACCCAAGUUUCACCGUUUCCAACCCAUCGAUAAGGAACGACAUGGAGCUCCACCCAAAGGUGAGUUCGGAUCGAUAAACCUCAAAAUGUGACAGUUUCUUUCAGUUUGAGAUUGUUCGAGUGGCGGGUGAGGAGGACUGCUGUUUCAAAGCGGCGAAGGUCCAUCCAAAAAGUGAGCUCGGCCCACCAGAUAAUAUUUAUAUUUAAUGAUCUCUUCCUUUCAGUUCGACAUCAAUGGAAAAAAAGAAAGACAAAUGAAACAAGAGACUUGGUUGGAAUACCCAAGUUUCACUAUUCCAAACCCGACCGAUAAGGAACGACAUGGAGCUCCACCCAAAGGUGAGUUCAGAUCGAUAAACUUUCGAAAAUGUGACAGUUUGUUUCAGUUUGAGAUUGUUCAAGUGGCGGGUGAGGAGGACUGCUGUUACAAAGCGGCGAAGGUCCAUCCAAAAGUGAGCUCGGCCCACCAGAUAAUAUUUAUAUUUAAUGAUCUCUUCCUUUCAGUUCGACAUCAAUGGAAAAAGAAAGACAAAUGAAACAAGAGACUUGGUUGGAAUACCCAAGUUUCAAUAUUCCAAACCGACCGAUAAGGAACGACAUGGAGCUCCACCCAAAGGUGAGUUCAGAUCGAUAAACUUUGAAAAUGUGACAGUUUGUUUCAGUUUGAGAUUGUUCGAGUGGCGGGUGAGGAGGACUGCUGUUACAAAGCGGCGAAGGUCCAUCCAAAAAGUGAGCUCGGCCCACCAGAUAAUAUUUAUAUUUAAUGAUCUCUUCCUUUCAGUUCGACAUCAAUGGAAAAAAAGAAAGACAAAUGAAACAAGAGACUUGGUUGGAAUACCCAAGUUUCACCGUUUCCAACCCAUCGAUAAGGAACGACAUGGAGCUCCACCCAAAGGUGAGUUCAGAUCGAUAAACUUUGAAAUGUGACAGUUUGUUUCAGUUUGAGAUUGUUCAAGUGGCGGGUGAGGAGGACUGCUGUUACAAAGCGGCGAAGGUCCAUCCAAAAAGUGAGCUCGGCCCACCAGAUAAUAUUUAUAUUUAAUGAUCUCUUCCUUUCAGUUCGACAUCAAUGGAAAAAAAGAAAGACAAAUGAAACAAGAGACUUGGUUGGAAUACCCAAGUUUCACAUAUUCCAAACCCGACCGAUAAGGAACGACAUGGAGCUCCACCCAAAGGUGAGUUCAGAUCGAUAAACCUUUGAAAAUGUGACAGUUUGUUUCAGUUUGAGAUUGUUCGAGUGGCGGGUGAGGAGGACUGCUGUUUACAAAGCGGCGAAGGUCCAUCCAAAAAGUGAGCUCGGCCCACCAGAUAAUAUUUAUAUUUAAUGAUCUCUUCCUUUCAGUUCGACAUCAAUGGAAAAAGAAAGACAAAUGAAACAAGAGACUUGGUUGGAAUACCCAAGUUUCAAUAUUCCAAACCGACCGAUAAGGAACGACAUGGAGCUCCACCCAAAGGUGAGUUCAGAUCGAUAAACUUUGAAAUGUGACAGUUUGUUUCAGUUUGAGAUUGUUCAAGUGGCGGGUGAGGAGGACUGCUGUUACAAAGCGGCGAAGGUCCAUCCAAAAGUGAGCUCGGCCCACCAGAUAAUAUUUAUAUUUAAUGAUCUCUUCCUUUCAGUUCGACAUCAAUGGAAAAAAAGAAAGACAAAUGAAACAAGAGACUUGGUUGGAAUACCCAAGUUUCAAUAUUCCAAACCCGACCGAUAAGGAACGACAUGGAGCUCCACCCAAAGGUGAGUUCAGAUCGAUAAACUUUUGAAAAUGUGACAGUUUGUUUCAGUUUGAGAUUGUUCAAGUGGCGGGUGAGGAGGACUGCUGUUACAAAGCGGCGAAGGUCCAUCCAAAAAGUGAGCUCGGCCCACCAGAUAAUAUUUAUAUUUAAUGAUCUCUUCCUUUCAGUUCGACAUCAAUGGAAAAAAAGAAAGACAAAUGAAACAAGAGACUUGGUUGGAAUACCCAAGUUUCACGUAUUCCAAACCCGACCGAUAAGGAACGACAUGGAGCUCCACCCAAAGGUGAGUUCAGAUCGAUAAACUUUGAAAUGUGACAGUUUGUUUCAGUUUGAGAUUGUUCAAGUGGCGGGUGAGGAGGACUGCUGUUACAAAGCGGCGAAGGUCCAUCCAAAAGUGAGCUCGGCCCACCAGAUAAUAUUUAUAUUUAAUGAUCUCUUCCUUUCAGUUCGACAUCAAUGGAAAAAGAAAGACAAAUGAAACAAGAGACUUGGUUGGAAUACCCAAGUUUCACCGUUUCCAAACCCAUCGAUAAGGAACGACAUGGAGCUCCACCCAAAGGUGAGUUCAGAUCGAUAAACUUUGAAAUGUGACAGUUUGUUUCAGUUUGAGAUUGUUCAAGUGGCGGGUGAGGAGGACUGCUGUUACAAAGCGGCGAAGGUCCAUCCAAAAGUGAGCUCGGCCCACCAGAUAAUAUUUAUAUUUAAUGAUCUCUUCCUUUCAGUUCGACAUCAAUGGAAAAAGAAAGACAAAUGAAACAAGAGACUUGGUUGGAAUACCCAAGUUUCACCGUUUCCAACCCAUCGAUAAGGAACGACAUGGAGCUCCACCCAAAGGUGAGUUCGGAUCGAUAAACCUCAAAAUGUGACAGUUUCUUUCAGUUUGAGAUUGUUCAAGUGGCGGGUGAGGAGGACUGCUGUUACAAAGCGGCGAAGGUCCAUCCAAAAGUGAGCUCGGCACACCAGAUAAUAUUUUAUAUUAUACGAUCUCUUCCUUUCAGUUCGACAUCAAUGGAAAAAAAGAAAGACAAAUGAAACAAGAGACUUGGUUGGAAUACCCAAGUUUCACCGUUUCCAAACCCAUCGAUAAGGAACGACAUGGAGCUCCACCCAAAGGUGAGUUCAGAUCGAUAAACUUUGAAAUGUGACAGUUUCUUUCAGUUUGAGAUUGUUCGAGUGGCGGGUGAGGAGGACUGCUGUUUCAAAGCGGCGAAGGUCCAUCCAAAAAGUGAGCUCGGCCCACCAGAUAAUAUUUAUAUUUAAUGAUCUCUUCCUUUCAGUUCGACAUCAAUGGAAAAAAAGAAAGACAAAUGAAACAAGAGACUUGGUUGGAAUACCCAAGUUUCACCGUUUCCAAACCCAUCGAUAAGGAACGACAUGGAGCUCCACCCAAAGGUGAGUUCAGAUCGAUAAACUUUGAAAUGUGACAGUUUCUUUCAGUUUGAGAUUGUUCGAGUGGCGGGUGAGGAGGACUGCUGUUUCAAAGCGGCGAAGGUCCAUCCAAAAGUGAGCUCGGCCCACCAGAUAAUAUUUAUAUUUAAUGAUCUCUUCCUUUCAGUUCGACAUCAAUGGAAAAAGAAAGACAAAUGAAACAAGAGACUUGGUUGGAAUACCCAAGUUUCACCGUUUCCAACCCAUCGAUAAGGAACGACAUGGAGCUUCACCCAAAGGUGAGUUCGGAUCGAUAAACCUCAAAAUGUGACAGUUUCUUUCAGUUUGAGAUUGUUCAAGUGGCGGGUGAGGAGGACUGCUGUUACAAAGCGGCGAAGGUCCAUCCAAAAGUGAGCUCGGCACACCAGAUAAUAUUUUUAUUAUACGAUCUCUUCCUUUCAGUUCGACAUCAAUGGAAAAAGAAAGACAAAUGAAACAAGAGACUUGGUUGGAAUACCCAAGUUUCACCGUUUCCAACCCAUCGAUAAGGAACGACAUGGAGCUCCACCCAAAGGUGAGUUCAGAUCGAUAAACUUUGAAAUGUGACAGUUUCUUUCAGUUUGAGAUUGUUCGAGUGGCGGGUGAGGAGGACUGCUGUUUCAAAGCGGCGAAGGUCCAUCCAAAAGUGAGCUCGGCCCACCAGAUAAUAUUUAUAUUUAAUGAUCUCUUCCUUUCAGUUCGACAUCAAUGGAAAAAAAGAAAGACAAAUGAAACAAGAGACUUGGUUGGAAUACCCAAGUUUCACCGUUUCCAACCCAUCGAUAAGGAACGACAUGGAGCUCCACCCAAAGGUGAGUUCAGAUCGAUAAACUUUGAAAUGUGACAGUUUGUUUCAGUUUGAGAUUGUUCAAGUGGCGGGUGAGGAGAACUGCUGUUACAAAGCGGCGAAGGUCCAUCCAAAAGUGAGCUCGGCCCACCAGAUAAUAUUUAUAUUUAAUGAUCUCUUCCUUUCAGUUCGACAUCAAUGGAAAAAGAAAGACAAAUGAAACAAGAGACUUGGUUGGAAUACCCAAGUUUCACCGUUUCCAACCCAUCGAUAAGGAACGACAUGGAGCUCCACCCAAAGGUGAGUUCAGAUCGAUAAACUUUGAAAUGUGACAGUUUGUUUCAGUUUGAGAUUGUUCAAGUGGCGGGUGAGGAGGACUGCUGUUACAAAGCGGCGAAGGUCCAUCCAAAAGUGAGCUCGGCCCACCAGAUAAUAUUUAUAUUUAAUGAUCUCUUCCUUUCAGUUCGACAUCAAUGGAAAAAAAGAAAGACAAAUGAAACAAGAGACUUGGUUGGAAUACCCAAGUUUCACCGUUUCCAACCCAUCGAUAAGGAACGACAUGGAGCUCCACCCAAAGGUGAGUUCAGAUCGAUAAACUUUGAAAAUGUGACAGUUUGUUUCAGUUUGAGAUUGUUCAAGUGGCGGGUGAGGAGAACUGCUGUUUCAAAGCGGCGAAGGUCCAUCCAAAAAGUGAGCUCGGCCCACCAGAUAAUAUUUAUAUUUAAUGAUCUCUUCCUUUCAGUUCGACAUCAAUGGAAAAAAAGAAAGACAAAUGAAACAAGAGACUUGGUUGGAAUACCCAAGUUUCACCGUUUCCAACCCAUCGAUAAGGAACGACAUGGAGCUCCACCCAAAGGUGAGUUCAGAUCGAUAAACUUUGAAAUGUGACAGUUUGUUUCAGUUUGAGAUUGUUCAAGUGGCGGGUGAGGAGGACUGCUGUUACAAAGCGGCGAAGGUCCAUCCAAAAAGUGAGCUCGGCCCACCAGAUAAUAUUUAUAUUUAAUGAUCUCUUCCUUUCAGUUCGACAUCAAUGGAAAAAAAGAAAGACAAAUGAAACAAGAGACUUGGUUGGAAUACCCAAGUUUCACCGUUUCCAACCCAUCGAUAAGGAACGACAUGGAGCUUCACCCAAAGGUGAGUUCGGAUCGAUAAACCUCAAAAAUGUGACAGUUUCUUUCAGUUUGAGAUUGUUCAAGUGGCGGGUGAGGAGGACUGCUGUUACAAAGCGGCGAAGGUCCAUCCAAAAAGUGAGCUCGGCACACCAGAUAAUAUUUUAUAUUAUACGAUCUCUUCCUUUCAGUUCGACAUCAAUGGAAAAAAAGAAAGACAAAAUGAAACAAGAGACUUGGUUGGAAUACCCAAGUUUCACCGUUUCCAAACCGACCGAUAAGGAACGACAUGGAGCUCCACCCAAAGGUGAGUUCGGAUCGAUAAACCUCAAAAUGUGA